GAGGAAAAGUGUUGCGAAAAAGUGAAAAGACGCUGCGGACGACUUUUGUUCACACUUUGGUCACCACAGCAGCCUGCUCGGCGCCGCCAGCGACAAGCAAAAUCUAACCAACAUGCUGGCCAUCCAGUACCUGACCUGCUGCAGUCUAUUAGUGCUACUAAAGACGGUUCUUGGCCAGUAUGAGCACCCGGGCUACCCAGAGCCACAGGAGCAGUACUCUGCCCCCCAGCUGGCACCCGACACGCCCAGAAUUCAGCUUCGACUGGCCGGGGAUAAGAGGAAGCACAACGAGGGUCGUGUGGAGGUCUUCUACAACAGCCAGUGGGGAACUGUCUGCGAUGACGACUUCAGCAUCCACGCCGCGCAGGUGGUGUGUCGAGAGCUGGGAUACGUGGAAGCAGUAUCGUGGUCGCCCUCGUCCAAAUACGGGAAAGGAGAAGGACCCAUAUGGUUCGACAAUCUCCACUGCACGGGCAAAGAGAAGACCUUGUCACUGUGUCCCUCCAAUGGCAUUGGUGUUUCUGACUGCAAGCACAGUGAAGACGUGGGUGUGAUGUGUAGCGACAAGAGGAUCCCUGGAUUUAAAUUUGUCAACACCCUGCCCAACCAUGUGGAGAAUCUUGAUAUUCAAGUUGAAGAUGUGCGCAUUCGAGCCAUUUUGUCAUCACUACGCAAGCGGAUCCCUGUGACAGAGGGCUAUGUGGAGGUGAAGGAUGGCGGUAAAUGGAAGCAGAUCUGUAAUGCAGAGUGGAGCCUGUUGAACAGCAGAGUCAUCUGCGGCAUGUUUGGAUUCCCUUCGGAGAGGAAGUUUAAUACCAGAGUCUACAAGAUGUUUGCUCGCAGGAGAAAGCCAACAUACUGGGAGUUCUCCGUGAACUGCACUGGCACCGAGGCCCAUUUGUCCAGCUGCAAACUGGGACAGGCUGAUUCCUUGAGUUCCAACAGGACCUGUGACGGUGGCUUGCCAGUGGUGGUGAGCUGUGUGCCUGGCAGAGCCUUCGCCCCGUCAUCUACCACUGGAUUCAAAAAGGCCUUUAAACAAGAGCAACCGUUGGUCCGUCUACGUGGUGGAGCCAUUGUGGGCGAGGGCCGUGUAGAAGUGUUGAAGAAUGGAGAGUGGGGCACCAUAUGUGAUGACAAAUGGAACCUGCUGUCGGCCACCGUGGUCUGUCGGGAGUUGGGCUUUGGUAGCGCCAUUGAAGCUAUGUCAGGAGGUCGGCUCGGACAAGGAAUGGGCCCAGUGCACAUGAAUGAAGUGAAUUGUUCUGGAUUUGAGAAGUCCAUCACUGAGUGUUCCUUCAACAAGGAGUCUGCGGACUGCAGCCAUGAGGAGGAUGCGGCCAUCCGAUGUAACGUCCCUGCUAUGGGCUUCCAGGAAAGACUUCGUUUGAGUGGCGGUCGCAGUCCCUUCGAUGGUCGCGUGGAAGUACUGGCGGAGAAGAACGGCUCCCUGGUGUGGGGGACUGUGUGCGGCGAGGGCUGGGGAACCAUGGAGGCCAUGGUGGUCUGCAGACAGCUGGGCCUUGGCUUUGCCAGCAAUGCUUUCCAGGAGGCGUGGUACUGGCAAGGCGAGGUGAGUGCAGACAGUGUGGUGAUGAGCGGCGUCCGCUGCUCUGGUACGGAGAUGUCGUUGUCCCACUGUCUGCACCAUGGAGACCACCUGGCUUGUCCCAAGGAGGCCGCACACAAGGCUGCUGGAGUUUCCUGCUCGGAGACGGCUCCUGACCUGGUGCUGAACCCCCAGGUGGUGGAGCAGACCACCUACAUGGAGGACAGGCCCAUGUUCAUGCUGCAAUGUGCCUACGAGGAGAACUGCCUGUCCUCCUCCUCCAAGCAGAUGCCCGCCAACUCCUACCGCCGGCUGCUGCGCUUCUCCUCGCAGAUCCACAACAACGGCCACUCCGACUUCCGGCCCAAAAUUGGCCGCCACGCCUGGGUGUGGCACGACUGUCACAGGCAUUACCACAGCAUGGAGGUGUUCACCAUCUACGACCUCUUCAACCUCAACGGGACUAAAGUGGCAGAAGGACACAAGGCCAGUUUUUGUCUGGAGGACUCGGAGUGCGACGAAGGCAUUGAAAAAAGGUAUGUGUGCGACAACUUUGGAGAGCAAGGCAUCACGGUGGGCUGCUGGGACACGUACAGACACGAUAUCGACUGCCAAUGGAUCGACAUCACUGACAUCCAGCCUGGCGAUUACAUGUUCCAGAUUAUAAUUAAUCCAAACUAUGAGGUGCCCGAGUCCGACUACAGCAACAACAUCUUGAAAUGUAGCUGCCGAUAUGAUGGCCAUCGUGUGUGGAUGUACAACUGCCACAAUGGUGGAUCUUUGAGCACAGACACGGAGCAGACUUCUCCGGGCCUCCUCAACAAUCAGGUCACCCACAGGUAAAAAGCCACCACUCGACCCUCCGGAGCCCACAGUUGGGACACAUCUUGCAGUCCCCGACAGUUUGCAGCUCCACCUUCCUACGGAGCCUGCAAGCGAGCACUAAAUGACUGAGUGUUUUAUCAGGGAACAUCUUUAUAAAACUGUGCGCAACUGAAGAACCUCCACUGGGGUGACGGUGAUCAAGCUUUGAUUUAAUGGUGUGCUGAAAAAAGGGCGAUUGACGUGUUUAAAAAGUACAUUUUAUAGACACUGAAGAUACUGACUGGGCUUAUGCAAACCAAACAAGCAUCAGUGAUUAGUUCAAAGUUGUCAAAGCCAAUCUACUCCUCUUCUUGUCUCUGUUUUAUUUGUAUCUUUGUGCAGCCAUGAAAUAUGGCUGAUCCGCCUACAUCAGGGGUCACCAACGCGGUGCCCGCGAGCACCAGGUAGCCCGUAAAGACCAGAUGAGUAGCCCGCUGGCCUGUUCUAAAAUAGCUCAAAUAGCAGCACUUACCAGUGAGCUGCCUCUAUUUUUUAAAUUUUAUUUAUCUACUAACAAGCUGGUCUCGCUUUGCUCGAUAUUUUUAAUUCUAAGAGAGACAAAACUCAAAUAGAAUUUGAAAAUCCAAGAAAAUAUUUUAAAGACUUGGUCUUCUUUUGUUUAAAUAAAUUCAUUAAUUUUUUUACUUAGCUUCUUAUAACUUUCAGAAAGACAAUUUUAGAGAAAAAAUACAACCUUAGAAAUUAUUUUAGGAUUUUUAAACACAUAUACCUUUUUACCUGUUAAAUUCCUUCCUCUUCUUUCCUGACAAUUUAAAUCAAUGUUCAAGUAAAUUUAUUUUUUUAUUGUAAAGAAUAAUAAAUAAAUUCUAAUUAAAUUUUUCAUUUUAGCUUCUGUUUUUUCGACGAAGAAUAUUUGUGAAAUAUUUCUUCAAACUUAUGGAUAAAAUUCAAAAAAAAUAUUCUGGCAAAUCUAGAAAAUCUGUAGAAUCAAAUUUAAAUCUUAUUUCAAAGUCUUUUGAAUUUCUUUUAAAAUUUUUGUUCUGGAAAAUCUAGAAGAAAUAAUGAUUUGUCUUUGUUAGAAAUAUAGUUUGGUCCAAUUUGUUAUAUAUUCUAACAAAGUGUAGAUUGGAUUUUAACCUAUUUAAAACAUGUCAUCAAAAUUCUCAAAUGAAUCUUAAUCAGGAAAAAUUACUAAUGAUGUUCCAUAAAUUCUUUUUUAAAUUUUUUCAAAAAGAUUCGAAUUAGCUAGUUUUCCUCUUCUUUUUUUCGGUUGAAUUUUGAAUUUUAAAGAGUCGAAAUUGAAGAUAAACUAUGUUUCAAAAUUUAAUUGUCAUUUUUUUUCGUGUUUUCUCCUCUUUUAAACCGUUCAAUUAAGUGUAAAUAUCAUUUAUUAUUAAUAAUAACAUAGAGUUAAAGGUAAAUUGAGCAAAUUGGCUAUUUCUGGCAAUUUAUUUAAGUGUGUAUCAAACUGGUAGCCCUUCGCAUUAAUCAGUACCCAAGAAGUAGCUCUUGGUUUCAAAAAGGUUGGUGACCCCUGGCCUACAUACACUAAUUAGACAAAAGUAUUGGGACGGCUGGCCAUUGCACAACAGGAGCUAAAAAUAGAAAAAAGAAAUUGCUGUCCGCCGCCGUGAAAACACUACAAAAUGUUGGCGUCCGUGGGAAUUGUUGCUCAUUUGUGAAGUCGACUCAGCCUUUGAUGUGCGGACUCUGUUUUAGUAACAUGCUGUCAGUGUAAUCAGGUUUUUUCCUUUUUUUUCCCCUCAAAUGCUUUUGUACAAUGGUGUGUGUGACCUCCAUGUUGUUGUACUUUGUAUUACGGUGCUAUCAACCUGGCCCUCUGUUUUCUGAGGGUGCAGUAAGUGUGUAUACCAACUGUAUACUUGAAGUGAGCAUAAGAAAAGUGUGUUAAAGUAUAAUAAAGUUACAGAGCAAACAAAA
This is a messenger RNA of Entelurus aequoreus (snake pipefish), 4315 nucleotides long. It is a transcript of the gene loxl2b, whose product is annotated as lysyl oxidase-like 2b. Gene Ontology annotation, molecular function: copper ion binding; protein-lysine 6-oxidase activity. The record is from RefSeq and is a predicted model, not a curated record. Gene Ontology annotation, cellular component: membrane. The transcript is spliced from 14 exons. Lineage: Eukaryota; Metazoa; Chordata; Actinopteri; Syngnathiformes; Syngnathidae. The coding region runs from base 113 to 2392 and encodes 759 amino acids. Gene Ontology annotation, biological process: sprouting angiogenesis; peptidyl-lysine oxidation.